Messenger RNA from Amphimedon queenslandica, 8408 nucleotides. RefSeq lists its product as uncharacterized. The record is from RefSeq and is a predicted model, not a curated record. Gene Ontology annotation, molecular function: protein binding; zinc ion binding. Gene Ontology annotation, cellular component: plasma membrane. NCBI's taxonomy places the organism in Eukaryota, Metazoa, Porifera, Demospongiae, Haplosclerida, Niphatidae. The transcript has 36 exons. Bases 125 to 8017 code for a protein of 2630 amino acids.
CCCUCCCUCCCUCUCUUGUAUACUAUUAGCAGCUGCAGCCUAAUAAGCUCAAGCUCGCUGGAGCUGUUUCUCAAGAUACAGGGUUACAGGAGAAGAGAGGAUCAUCAUCAUCAUCAUCAUCAUCAUGGCACUCAACGGGUCAGAGCAGUCUGAGAGAGUUGACGUGAAACUGAAGAUAUUGCAAAAAUCGCAAGAAAACCUCUCGUUAUGGCUAGACCAGUGCGAGGAGUCCGUGGGUAUGCAUAUACCUCUUGAAGAUUUCAUGGAAGCUGAUCCCAACCAUUUGACACAACUUGCCCUCCAUUAUAAGGAUCUAUUGCUCAAGCUUAAAGAGCGUUACAGUGUACUACAGGAGAUGAAAGGUUUGUUGAAAGAGGUAACAGAAGAAAACAGCAAAUCAAACCAAUCAUCAAAUAGACUUCAUUCCCUUGAAAUAUCCAAACUCACAAAGCAAGUGACAACAAUGCACACCAAAUGGUCUUCAGUGUGUCAGCAAGUGAAGCAGCUCUAUUCUAAGCUUUCCAUUGCUCUUGCUAGUGUCAGUGGUAGGUCCCCAUCUCCUGUUAGUCCUACCAGUAAAGUUAAUGGAGAGACUUUGUCUGGUUCCAACAAUCACGGAAAGUUAGAUGGUAUUAUUGCUAAGGCUUCAAAUGAGAGUCUAUCCUCUGGUCCUCCAAGUCGGUAUAAUUCCUCACCACAUGUUCCUCAAUCUCAUCUUAGUUCGUCACCUCCACCGUAUGCAAAUUCAAACUUUUCCUUACAACCUCCACGGUCUCCUUCUCGUCCAUCGUCUGUCCCUCGUCCAUCCUCUGCCCCUCGUCCAUCGUCCUCCCCUCGUCCAUUGUAUUCCCCUUGUCCACCUUAUUCCCCUCGUCCACCUUAUUCCCCUCGUCCACCGUAUUCCCCUCAUCCACCGUCCUCCCCUCGUCCACCAUCCUCCCCUCGUCCACCGUCCUCCCCUCGUCCACCGUCCUCCCCUCGUCCACCGUCCUCCCCUCGUAUUUCUUCCAGUCCAAAGAGGAACAUAAACGAGUCGCUAGAUGAUUUAUUAGAUGCACUCAAGCAAGAAGCAGAUAGACAAAAUUCUUCACAAACGAAGACCCCUCAGUCUAAUAUGGGCAUGUCUUGGCCUGGUGUGUCAACUCCGCCCCCUCCACCUAAACCAGCUCGCUCAAAAAGUCAACCCCAAUCACAACAAUCCCAGAGGUACUCUAAUAGUUUUGAGAAGGCCCCGCCCUGUCGCUUGGCAAUUAAAUUGGAAGAAAUGAGUUCACAAAUUGACAGAGUCGAGAAAUCCAUUGUAAGAGGCGUGGCUUGUGAGUUGGACUCUAGCAAAAUUGAGAAACGUCUUAAAGAAAUGAGAGGUAGCCUAACAUUACUGGAUCUACAAUCAGAGGAGUUGAAUCAGUUAUGCAAAGAGGCUGGCUCCAUUCCUUCCUCUCCCUCUCCCACUAGGCCCAGUAAAGUGGCCAGUGUUGCUUCUUCUUACACGCUCCUCGAGUUAGCUUGCUGCAAGGCCUUGCUCUCCAGACUCUCUCUCACUGUCACUGAGCUACAGUCUGUCUGCAAUGAUCAGAUACGGAAUAUGGAAGUAGUGCUGGAGCUGGUGGAAGAGUUUGAAGAUAAGGCCAGUGACUGUUUGAUGUGUCUUACUGCUUAUGAGAAUGCUGUGUCUGACCUGAGGAACUCUUCUUUGGAGGGAAACUCACAGCUAUGGGCAGCUGCUGCUAAGACUCAAGAGUGUUUAUCAAAAGUUCACGAAAGCAUAAAAUCUACUCAGUCAUUGUCCCAGCAGCUCAAGGUUCUCGAGCCUCAUUUUAAUGGAACUCCGAUCCAUCGUAACGUCCAAGACAUGGAGACACGGUUACGGAGCAUUAGAUCAGAGGGAGACGGAAUCAUAAUAGGAGCAAUUGGACACAGGGAGGCUUACACAAGGGAGAUCCUAGCAAUAAUGAGCAGCUGGUUGAGUAGAAGUGAAGAAGAGAUCAAGAGAUUAAGGAGAGAGAGGAAAGGAGUCACCACUGAGUUUAAAAAGUCCAAGGCCCAGGAAGCCAGUGAUCAUGUUUCUAGUCUAGUAGAGAUUACGGAGCAGCUGGAGUGCAUACUAAACCUCAGUACACAUACUCUGCCUCACAUUCCACAGCUGGAGUCAAUCAGAGAGAACAAGAAAGAAAUAGCUAAGAAGAAGGAGAAGCUGGCAGCCAUAACAAGUGAUAUUGAUAGGCUCCCUCUGAAAGAGGAGCCUCCUCUGGAGUUAGGACAGAAAGGAGGAGGAAUAAAGCCUCACGACGGAUCAAAACUAGCUCCAUCAGCAGGAGGACCCCAAAGACAAACUCUAGCUCAACAAAACAAGCCAAUGUACAUAGAAGUGGAGACAAAGCCAACCACAACUUAUCAUCCCUCAACUAAUCCUAGUUCAGAGUAUUCUGAAAUACUGGUCAGGCCAAGGAAGAACAUGACAGAGUCUCCAUACCACCAUCACCACAUACCUCACCCUCCAGGCCACUCUCCUUCCUCUCCCCCUCCUCCUCCUCUACCUCAGCUAACUAGAUCCAUUCAUUUGCCAUCUGCUGAGACUCAGCUUCCCUCGGCCUCGCCUAAUUCCCCUCCACCUGCUCCUGGAGAGUAUCCACCUGGUAAGUCUCCUUUGAAAUCUCCAGUCAAACCCAGUGGACUAAAACUACCUGAAAAAUAUGCAAAACAGGUCAAACCAGUUGCUAAUAAAGCGCCUGAAAAAAGGAGGAAGAAAUCGAAAACGAGAGAAGACAAAAGGAAAGAUACCAGUCCUCUUUCAUACGAGAUGCUUGAUUAUGAUAUACCACGUCCGUCAUCCCUUAGACUGGUACUGCUUGAAUUCAUUGAUGAAGAAUAUUCUAAAAUAAGCGAAGCAAUCAAGGAUACUGAUGGUUUCUAUUCUCCUACACUAAGAGACACCAUUGUUUCUCUACCAGAUGACAGCACUGCUAAGAGAGACUGUGAGUCUUUCCUGAGACAGCUCAACACUCACCAUGUAUCUCUGGAGAGUAUAAUGAAACAGAUCCAUCAUGUAGAAGUGCCAACUGUUAGUCCUAAUCCUACUCUGUGUCAAGAUCAAAAGAGACUCUGCUAUAGUUUAGUCACAAAACUACAGGAGAUUGGUGAACAAAUCUCUCAAUUAAAUGAAUCAACCGGCCAGCUCCACACUGCUCUUUCCUCUUUAAUGUCUCAAGAGGAGAGUACAAACAUUCUUCUGCUUCAGUUUGAAUCAGAGCUCUUUGAAGUGAGUGUCCUUCAUCAUCGCUGCUGGUUGAAGCUACAGGAGAAGCUAAAAUUGUUGAAGAAUCUUGAAAGAGAUGUCACCAGUUUACAAGGAAGCAUUGAGAACCUCUCCAGCUUACUGGAGAGUGCACAAGCACUUUUAGCAAAGAGAGACAGCAUUAUGAAUGUACAGGACUACCUUGAUGAAUGCAAGGAGAUGCAUCAUAAAUUAGCACAGCAAUCCUUCACAAGACAAGAAGCUGCUUCAAGAAUACGUGGGAUUAUCCUCUCCUCUACUUCUCCUCCCUCCUCUUCCUCUUCCUCCUCUCUCUCCCCAACCUCUCCUCCAUCGGACUACAGUUUAAAGCUUUUAGAUCAGUUAAAGAGCAUAGAGACACAAUGGGUCAAUGUGAUACAUGAUCUCAUGAACAUGAGCAAAUUGGAGCCUGCACUCAUCAAGCAGAUGAUACAGAACAUAGCAAAAGAAUUGAAGCAAUUGGAAGCUGCUUUCCCUGAGCUUGAGUAUGGAGGGAUUGAUCUGGAGACUAUCAAAAAGACCCAAGAACUCUGUCAAGAUAAAAUAAAGACUUGUAAAGAAUUGGACAGAUCAGUGAGUGCAUUAAAGUCAAGAGUUGAAUAUCUACAAUCAGUUAAAGGAGACGAACACAUGUAUGAUCAUCCUCGUACCGUCACCACAACCCUCCCUCCCCCUCCCUCCUCCCCCCUCUCUCCCUUGUCACGCACAUCCUUUGAAUCUGAGACCCAUUCCUCCGACUCUACGGACUCGGUACCAAAAAAACGAAGGAGCAGUGUUGGUACGAUGCACUGUGAUAUGGUCUUUGACUAUGAGAAGGCGGUCAAGACGACCGGUAUACUGGUGGGUCUAGUGGAACGAAUCAUUAGUAGACUGGAGUCAAAGAAUGCCCUCUUUUGUGAGAGGAGUAGAUUGAUUGAACAGUUUUGGAAUGAAUCAUCAAUACUGAGUGAUUGGCUCAUCAAAAUGAGGCUGGAGCUGAAAGGAAAGAGAACAGGAGUGUCUGAUAAUAAUCAAUCUCUAAUAGAUGCUGUCACGGUUAGGAGGAGGUCGUUUGUUUCUUUAAAAGAACUUGCAAUGACUCUACUUGAUAUACAGACCUCUUCUCAUACUGAUAAGGAGUCAGUGAAGAGCAGAAGGGACAAAGUGGCCAAAGAAUGGCAGCUCUUAUUUCGUUCACUGCCACUCAACGUACAGGUAACACUUCGUGCUUUUGAUGAUGAUCCAAUGUCACAGAUCAAACCUCCCGAGAAAUUUGACGACAUUGGUCACAUGGUGGAAUGGUUGAUACUGGUCGAGUCAAAGAUGCAACCACGCCCACUCUCUGUUGGUGACACAUCCGACAUCAAGAGGGAAUUAGAAGAAUUAAACUCAUUGCAUAAAGAACUCUCGAACAAGAAAUCAGAGUAUCACCUCUUUAUGAAAUCCAGUCGUCAUAGCGACCACUCAGACUCCUCAGGUGGUUCCAGCCCCACCCAGUCUCGGGGGGAGAGCCCCCCUAAGACGGUAAAAUUUGUCGACGAGAACACAAUAGAGAGACACCAGAGGAGGAAACAGAUAGAGCAGGAUAAUAUACUGGAGACUAUAAUAUCAGAGGAUGAGCUGGAGGUGGAGUCAAAAAGAGGAAACAAUGAUGAUUCAUCAAGUUUACCUACAGUCGUAUCUCCAACACUAGAAGAAGCACAGCAACUGUCAAUGCUAUGGACAGGAGUGUGGAGCACAUUAAAGCAAAGGAAGCAGGCACUUGAGUCGGUCCAAGACAUUUGGUCUGGCUUUGAGUCCAAGAAGAUCAUGUGUGAAAAGUUUCUGGAGAGAUCAGAAGUGAUCCUAGUUGACAUGUAUGCUGGACUGAAGAAAGCAUUAACAGUUGAAGCACUCCAGAAAGAAAUGAUAGAAUUGAAGAGUUUGUGUGAAGAGACUGCUUUGUAUCAGAGCAAGAUAGGGACUCUCAAUGACUUAACGACUGAUUUGAUACAGAGACACAGAUCAAGCGAUAACGUUGAACCGCUUCAGGAAUCAAUGACCACGCUCAACGUGAAAUGGAAGAAAGUUAACGAAUGUUAUUUAAGGAACAAGUCCGCCAUUGAGCAGGUCACUACUGCCUGGGCCUCGUUCUAUCAACAGUUUUAUCCUUUAGCCGAGUUUGUGAGACAGUUAGAGACAGAGCUGAACAAUAUUAGUCCACAAAUUAAAGACAUGCUGACGAUAACCAGAACAGUCGAGAGACUAAAGUUAACUCAGAAGGAGUUAGUAGCUCGAAGUGGCUCUUUAGGUGUAGUUAAGCAAUGCAAUGUUAAGCUUCAGGAUGCUCUGGCCAAACAGCAUAUCACAGAACUGACAGUAGUUAACAGUGACAUAGAGUUAUUAGCAAAGAAAUGGAAAACACUGAAUAUAUUAGUGGAAGAGAAGUAUCAAAGUCUUGAGCAUGAUUUCUCGGAGAGGAGGGAGGUACUAGCAAUACUGACAAGAUGUGAAACUUGGACCAGACGAGCAGAAGAAUUCCUUAAAGGGCGGAGCCAACUAGUAGCUGACCUCUCCCACAUUAAAAUUCUAAUUGAUAAACAAAAAAGUUUUGAUGCUGAGCUCAGAGAGCGACAGAACCAGCUGUCAAUGGCUACAGCACGUGCUAGGCACAUGACGAAUAAUUUCACAUCUCCCAGCAACUUGACGGAGGAUAUGAAUGCAGAGGAAUUGAAGCAAUAUUUUGUUAGACUUGAGAGCAGUUUGGAGGAUAUAGGGGCUCUCAUUCUAAAAUGGAAAGAAGAAAUGGAUACCGUUUUAGGAGCAAUGGAUGAGUUUCAACUUCUCUCUACACAAUUAUCUCAAGGUAUUACAGAGAUACAGUCGAGUGUACCAGAUAAAGUCCAACCAUCAUCAACCCUCCCUCAACUGAAGCAAGAGCUGGAACACUGGCAGAAGAUAGAGGCCAACGCUAAUGGUCUAGGAAGAGUCCUAGAAGCAAUGGUUGCCUCACAAAAGAAAUUAAUGGGAAUUGGAGUCCAGUUGAAUACCGACUCAGUCCAACUGGUGAAGAAAUACCACACUCAAUGGAAUGCCCUUCGUAAAACUAUUGGCAACAUUCUAGUCACAGUGAAGACAGCAAUGGGGAAGUAUGAUCCAAAGAAUGUCACGACAAAUCUACCAAGAGGCUGGAUGAAGACAAAGACAUCGCAAGGGACGGCAUAUUACAUUGAUACAUUAUCAGGCAAUCAUGCCCAAUGGCAGCACCCCGAACUGUCAGAGCUCUACAGAAGCUUCAACAGUAAAUUCCAGUACAGUUUCUAUCCAUCCCCAGCUUAUCCAAUAUCACUAAGACUGAGGUGCAUCCAGAAACACAUACAAUUCGAGGGUCUUCCCACUCAAAUAGCAUUGGACACGUUUGAGUAUUAUGGUUUAAAACAAGAUCCAUACACUAAUCUCUCAUCGUCAGAGAUGAUUGAGAUAUCCCUCAGUCUCUUUCACAAGGCAGCCUCUCUUUCCUCUGGUGGCCCUGGUAUGGAGUCUGACGAGUUUGGAGGUGUCCACUCCUUAACCAGUAGAGCUAGCAUUGAUGUCAAUAGAGCAGUUGAACUAGCAGUUUCGUGGAUACAAGACGUUUUUGACUUAACUCACACUGGGUUUGUUAAUGCUCUUUCUUUCCAAGUUGCUAUUAUUUGUCUCUCGUCAACAAAGAUGGAUGAAAAGCACAAAGCAUUGUUCCAUGUAAUGUCAAGAGGGAGGACUACAGUUGAUCGUGUUGGCUUCCUCUCUUUCCUAGAAACACUUGUACAGAUCCCACAGAGUAUGACGGACAAUCAAUACUGCACAUUAGAUAAUCUUGAGGCUCAUGUCAAUGAUUGCUUCAAGAAGUAUGCUACAGGUAUUCAGUUACACAGUGUUGGGUAUAUGGCUUGGUCACAGGCUGAACCACUCCCAAUAGCUUGGUUACCUAUACUCCACAGAAUGGCAGCCGCUGAAACAAUGGAACAUAAUAUCAAGUGUUCUGUCUGUCGCUUGCCAUCUAUUAUUGGUUUCCGUUACAAGUGUCUGCAGUGUAGUAACUUUAACAUGUGUCAGGAAUGUUAUUGGUCUGGUAAGACAGGGAAAGAUCAUGACAGGUCAAAACAUUUCAUGGAAGAGUAUUGCAUUUCUCCUGACGAACGUGGAAACUUCUUCCGCACCCUUGGAAACAGAGGAAAAAAGAAAUCAUCAAUUCAACGCAAACCUGACCUAACUGCUUCUCUGGACACUGGCGGUUAUCAUCUUAAACCAAGUGUACAAGAGUAUCAUUCUCAUUCACUCAAGCGUGAAGCUUCUCCUUCGCUCAAUUCUCUCACAACUACUGCCUCCAGUAGCAGUGUAGGGGCACUAGAGAGAAGGGGCAGUCUCACUCAGUUAACGGCAGAUUCAAUCUCUCCCUCUCAAUCAAAUGACCUCACGUUAUUAGACGAUUCUGAUAAGAUCAAGAAACUCCGUCAUUACAUCAGAUUAGGGGACGAAAGAGGAGGAGGAGGAGGAGGGAUACCGGCCAGCCAUAGCUUUGACUUUGGUCGUGGGGCAUCUGCAAAUGAUUUAGCUCCACCUUUGCCUCCUCGUAACCUCAUAAAGAAGAGAAUACCAAGGAAUUCAGAAGUAACAGCUCCAGUAGUUUCGCCAUUGUCCUCAUCUCCUAACAGGUCACCAGUGCUGGCUCACACUGGCCUCCAUCAUGUGAAUAGACAGCCAUUCGACCAUCAGCACUAUCAGCUGAGAUCAUUAAAACAAUAGAAGAAUGUAUGCACACAUACACACACACUCUCUCUCUUUAUUCUAUCAUUUAUAGUAUUAAUAUGCAUUUAUCAAUGGGAGCCAUUAUCAUAUUACCAUUAUUAUUAUUAUCAUUAUUAUUAUUAUUAUUAUUAUUACUAUGUAUAAUUAUUCAUCAAUAUGUAUGGCAAUUUUAUAAGCAAUAAUAAUUGCAUUAUCGAUUGUGUUCAUUUUAGCUCCUAAGGCCCUCAUAUCACUGUGAUUAACAGACUUGUAUAUGUAUCAUACACGCUCUGAUUGUUCUUUUGAUUGUUGACUCUAUUUUUUACAUGUUCAACUUAAUAAUGUCCUAUUAUUAUUAUUUCAUAUCAUUGUUGUUUUGAUUAAUAAAGCUAUAUUGAGAAUCUUAAAA